Lasiosphaeria miniovina is the source of this 3069-nucleotide messenger RNA. RefSeq lists its product as uncharacterized. The coding region runs from base 1 to 3069 and encodes 1022 amino acids. The transcript is spliced from 5 exons. Gene Ontology annotation, cellular component: plasma membrane. Gene Ontology annotation, molecular function: calcium-activated cation channel activity. Lineage: Eukaryota; Fungi; Ascomycota; Sordariomycetes; Sordariales; Lasiosphaeriaceae. The record is from RefSeq and is a predicted model, not a curated record.
AUGGACGCAACGCGGACUUUACUCUUGAGGGAUGCCUCGCCAACAGUUGAUCCUGCGGGCGAGUUCCUAAAAUUGCUACAAGAUCCCUUUUCCUCACAGCUCCAACAAAGCUCGGUAUUAGCAGCUUUGGGCUCCUCUCUCGGCGUCACAGCUGCCAUUGCCCUAUGCUUCUCUUUUCUUCGACCAUACAAUAGUGUAGUCUACGCGCCGAAACUCAAACAUGCCGACGAGAAACAUGCCCCUCCUCCAUUGGGAAAGGGCAUUUUUGCUUGGAUCGGCCCGCUAUGGUCGACCACAGAGCAGGAACUGGUGACACUGGUCGGCAUGGAUGCCACUAUUUUCAUGCGGUUUACUAGGAUGUGCCGCGACAUAUUCGUGAUCCUCUCCGUUCUUGGCUGUUGUAUCUUGAUACCGGUCAACUGGACACAUGGUGCUUUCCCCGAUGCUCCAUGGAUGCAAAAGCUGACGCCAACGAAUGUGUUUGACGGCGUUCAUUGGGUCACGGUAUUUGUCGCCUGGCUGUUCACCGCAAUUGUAUGCGGUUUCCUCUGGUGGAAUUACAGAAAAGUUACCGAGUUGAGACGACAAUAUUUCGAGAGCCAGGAAUAUCAGCAAAGUCUCCACGCUCGCACUUUGAUGUUAUACGACCUACCCAAGAACUUUGCUUCCGACGAAGGCAUUGCCAGGAUUAUCGAUGGCGUUGUACCAAGCUCGUCUUUUUCGAGGACGGCUGUUGCGCGCGAUCACAGUAACACGGUGCGGAAGCUGGAAAAGGUUCUGGCCAUCUAUCUCAAGGACCCAGGCAAUCUUCCCGCCGCAAGACCCGUGUGUCUACCCUCCAAGAAAGACCCGUCAUUCUCCACCUAUCCAAAGGGGCAAAAGGUCGACGCCAUUGAAUAUCUCACGCAGCGUAUAAAGGCUCUGGAAUUGGAGAUCAAGGAGAUCCGUCAGAGGGUGGACAAGAGAGGAUCCAUGCCCUACGGCUUUGCAUCAUAUUCCGAUAUCACGGAGGCUCACUCGAUCGCUUACACUUGUCGCAAGAAGAAGCCUCACGGGGCGACUAUCCUCCUGGCCCCGAGGCCGAACGAUAUAAUUUGGGACAACAUGCCUCUGACCUCUGCUACUCGGAGCACGAGGAGGCUUUGGAACAGUCUUUGGGUCGCCGUCCUUACUCUAUUGUGGAUAGCACCAAACGCCAUGAUCGCAAUCUUCCUUGUGAACUUGGCGAAUUUGGGGCACGUUUGGCCGGCUUUCCAAACUUCGUUGUCGGAAAACUACGCCUUCUGGUCGCUGGUCCAGGGUAUCGCUUCUCCCGCACUCACAUCGCUGGUCUACCUCCUUCUUCCAAUUAUCUUCAGGCGCAUGUCAAUAAAGGCUGGAGACCAGACAAAGACUGGAAGGGAGCGACAUGUCGUUGCAAAGCUCUACGCCUUUUUCGUCUUCAACAACUUAUUCGUCUUCUCCAUUUUUAGCGCAAUAUGGAGCUUCACGACUGGAGUUGUGAAGCAGACCAACACGGGCACCGACACUUGGCAGGCGAUUUUGCAACAGAACUUUGGGCUAACCAUAUUUCUUUCUCUCUGCUCUGUCUCUCCAUUUUGGACUUCAUGGCUAUUGCAGCGCCAGCUCGGCGCGGCGAUUGACCUGUCUCAGUUAUGGGCCCUCCUAUACAGCUUUUUCAUGCGAAAGUUCUCAAGCCCGACACCCCGGGAACUGAUCGAGCUAACGGCGCCGCCUCCAUUUGACUAUGCCAGCUACUACAACUAUUUCCUUUUUUACGCCACCGUCACUUUAUGUUAUGCUUCCAUCCAGCCACUCGUCCUUCCAGCGGCAGCACUCUAUUUCGGCAUCGACGUUGCAUUGAAGAAAUAUUUGUUACUAUACGUCUUUGUCACGAAGACAGAAAGCGGCGGUAUGUUCUGGCGUAUCUUGUUCAACCGCUUCAUAUUCGGCGCGGUGCUGGCAAAUUUUGUCGUCUUCUUGGUUGUCUGGGUCCGGGGAUUUGGCACUCAUGCCCAGGCAUACGCCAUCGCUCCUCUCCCCUUCCUCCUCAUCGCCUUCAAAGUCUAUUGCGCUCGAGUGUUCGACGAUAAGAUCCACUUUUUCUCGACAAGGAAUAUCAAACACAGCCUGGCGGAGGCAGGCUUGAAUAACAAUGAGCACAGUCCCCGAAACGAUCGGUUGGCAGCUCGUUUUGGUCACCCUGCGCUUUACAAGGCUCUUAUCACGCCCAUGGUGCAUGCAAAGGCGCAUAAUAUUCUUGCUAGCGUUUAUCAAGGCCGCUUAACCGAUGGGCGAGACGCCGCUGGCGGCGAUUCAAUGUCUGUGAGCGGCUACAGCGACACUUAUGUUCUUGAGAAUAUGGCGUCUGGCAAAACAGGGAAGCCUUCAGCUUCUUUACCUGGUUUCGAGGUUGUCCCGGAAUCGCGCCUCGACUUUGAGUUUUACAAAAAUCGCGAUGAGUUUGCUGCUGACCAUGGGGCUGGUGAGCUUUUCGGAAGACCGUCGGAUGUUAUCCGUCCCGGCACGCCGGGGACUAUGACGAGUGGGUUUGGGGCCGAGCCUGGGUCGAGACCUGGAACGCCUGUUGGGGGGAUGGGUUUUGGAGCCAACCUGAAGCAUGGCGCGGGUUACGCGGCGCACUCCCCAUACUCUUCAACUUCCAUGGGCGCUAUCGAUCCCCCGCUCCGAACUCGCAGCUCCAUGUACAACCUUCGCAACGACAGCGACACCAAUCUUGUUCAAAAUGCAGCUGGAAUGCCAAUAUCUCCCCCAGGAUUGCCUGGCUCGCCUAGUACUCUCGUAUCUAGGGAAAGGAGUGUUGAUAGUGGCUCGAGCAGGGGUAUCCCGAAUCCCCGUGCCCCCGGUAUACUUGGGGGUGGGCCGUACGGCUACGGUGGUCUCCCUCAGACUGACGACGACCCGGCACCGUCGGUACCUAUCGCUGGUCCGCCACAAGAUCCAGCGAACUAUGAUUAUUUCAGAGGCCGCCGGAGAGAAGCGAGAGACGUUAGCGGGACCCCUGGGUCGGCAACUCGAAACGGUAGCAGUGCCUGGGGUGGGAACUAG